AUGGACUCGAAAGGGGGAAAUCCGUUCCUGAUGGACGACUACGGGGCCCAGCCGGACGACCGGCUUACGGGCCAAGCAACCUCGAAUCCAUUCCUUCAGGACUUCGCGCAACCGGAGACGACAGGCGCUGGCGAGAAUCCAUUCUUGAACUUCGCCGCGGACCAAUCGUACGAGCCCUCGGUUCCCGUCGACUCGACGAAUCCCUUCGCCUCGUUCGGCGUGGACACGUCCUCGCCGAGCACUGGCUUCGACACGACCACCGUCACCGAUACACCAGCGACCAAUAUAUUCACUAGCCAAGCGACGGAUAUGUUCGUGACGACCGAGGACGAAGCGAGCGCGAAUCUGUUCGCUGCUGAAGUCCCGUCGCAGACGCCCCAAGAAGUCUUCGUUCAACCUGCAGAUAUUACAACUUCGGUAACAUCACCGCCUCAACCGAAACAGGCAAAGCCAGUGCCGUCGAGGCCGCCGCCGCCGCCGCCUCCGCCGAGACCUCAACCUCCAGCACCUCCCAAGCACACAAAGGAUCUGAUCUUAUCCGUGACUGGAGCCUUGGAUGCCACUUCGAAUCAUCUCUUGGAUCGAUUGCAGGCAACCAGAACACCUAGUCCUACUCUGAUGCACUCUCCAUCCCCCACUCCGGAGCACAGUUUCGCGGACCUCCUGGACGUCGAUUCGAACGUGCCGGAUCUGUUGUCAGACGACGGUCAAAUGGGGGAACCGCCUCAGAACCAAGACAUUAUGGACCUGUUUGACGCACCGAACACGGACACCACUACCACCACUAUCUUCUCCACUUCGAUGACUACCGGAGGCACUACCAGCUUGGUCACCGGAGUAGCUCUAACCACUACCGCCACAACUCAGGACAAUCCGUUCGCGAGUAUGACCGAGCAAGAGAUAUCCACUGCUCAGGGUGAAGAUGGUUUCCAGUCAGAUUACCCCGAGACCGCGUCCAUCACCAGCGAGAAGAGACCGUCCGUUGUUUCGACGACAGGCGAACUGGGAAGCGAGGUUGUCGACAACAUCGGAUUGGACUUCUCCGCGGAGGCUCCGGUCGUCCAGGAAUCGAGACUUUCGAUCACCGCCGCUGAAUUGUUCUCCGCGGCUACCGCGGAGCAGUUUACGACCGCCACCACUGAGUCCACGUUCUUCUCCGUCACGGAGACGACCGCCUCGGCGACGUUUGGUGGAACCGAGAUCACGCCCACACCGUUUUCGACGAGCUCCGCGCAACCACCUGCCGUGGAGCCUCUAUUCUCUUCCACGGACAUUAGCGCAACCUCUCAACCUGGCGGACCGUUCGCCUCGGAUUUGCUAGGCGAUUUCGGAGCGCCCACCGCGGACAUGGGCAUCUCGGCAGCCACCAGCCCGAUGCCCGCCUCCGAAUUUCCUAUGAGCGAAGCAUAUAGACCCGAGGAGCAGCUGGACAACUUCGCUGUCACCACCAAAGCCAUCGAGAGCACUGGCGACGCCUUCGACAUCUUCGCCUCCAAGUUCGAUAAAGCUGCCGAACCGGACGCCAACGCGGAUCCGUUCAUGGACGCCUUCGGUGGUGAGCCAACUGCCAUGGAUACAUCUAGCGACGUCUGGGGCGACUCGUCCGUGACCGUGUCGGAAACAGCGACUGGUUUCGGGGAAACUGAUGGAUUCGACUCGUUCCUGAGCAUGACCGCCCCGCCGCAGGAAGCAAAAGUGAAGAGGACUGAGUCCGCGGAUUCCGACGAUGGUCCAGACUUCAGUGUAUUCAUCAAACCAAAAGAGGGCGAUCAGAGUGGGAUGACCGAAGGUGGGCCUGUUCCCGUGUUGGCUCCUCCGCCCAAGAGCCCGCAGAACACCGCGUACGCUGACACCUCGCCAAGAUUCAACCCGUUCGACAAGUCAGGAUUCGCCCAGGAUGCCGUCGUCCCUGAAGAGGGCGUUCAGCCAGCAGAGUUGACGAGGACGGACUCUCAGGAAACACCACCCACUCCCUUGUUUGACGAGGACGUCAGCCAACCGCUAGAGGACUUUCCAAGGAUAAACUUCACGGGCGAAGGAUGGGAGAUGCAGCUGCGUCAACCGAACAAGAAGAAGAUCACGGGUCAGCGAUUCUGGAAGAAGAUCUUCGUCAGGCUUGUCUACCAAGGCGACAACCCGGUUCUGCAAUUGUUCAACAACAGUGAGGACAAGGACCCCUUCCAAGAGCUGCCUCUGCUGCCCUGUUACUCGGUCUCCGAUAUCGGCGCUCAGCAGUUCGAUCAGUACGGCAAGAUAUUCACGGUGAAGCUGCAGUACAUCUUCUACAAGCAACGGCCUGGAGUUCGACCUGGUCAGGUGACCAAGGCGGAGAGGCUGACGAACAAGCUCAGCCAAUUCGCCGCGUACGCCAUCCAGGGCGAUUACCAAGGGGUGAAGGAGUUUGGCAGCGACUUGAAGAAGCUAGGACUGCCUGUUGAACAUGCGCCACAGGUCUCCCAGCUGUUCAAGCUCGGCUCCCAAAACUACGAGGAGUUGAAGGUGUUUUCUUGCGCUAUCGAGGAAGCUCUGUUCAGGCUGUCCGCUCAUCGAGACCGCGCCCUCAAUUACAAGAUGGAGGAAGUCCAGAUCACAGUGGUGGACGAGCUUUAUGUCGAGCAGAGUGCCGACGGUCACGUGGACAAACAGAUAGCUCGCGUUCGACUCUUCUUUUUGGGUUUCCUUACGGGUAUGCCUGACGUUGAGCUGGGGAUAAACGACAUGUGGCGGCAGGGGAAGGAAGUGGUGGGCAGACACGACAUCAUACCAGUCGUAACGGAGGAAUGGAUCCGUCUAGAGAACAUCGAGUUCCACGCGUGCGUCCAGCAGGACGAGUACGAGAAGUCCAGGAUCAUAAAGUUCAAGCCACCCGAUGCAUGCUAUAUCGAACUUAUGAGAUUCCGAGUAAGGCCGCCUAAAAAUAGGGAGCUUCCCCUUCAGCUUAAAGCCGUAAUGUGCGUUACCGGUAACAAGGUAGAGCUGAGGGCAGACAUUCUCGUGCCGGGGUUCGCCUCGAGAAAGCUGGGCCAGGUGCCCUGCGAGGACGUGAUGGUUCGAUUUCCUAUCCCGGAGUGCUGGAUAUACCUGUUCCGUGUGGAGAAGCACUUCAGGUACGGGUCCGUGAAGUCUGCUCACAGAAGAACCGGGAAGAUCAAAGGUAUAGAGAGAUUCCUGGGCGCGGUCGACACGUUAGAGCCACAGCUAAUGGAAGUCACCUCGGGCCAAGCCAAAUACGAACACCAGCAUCGUGCUAUCGUUUGGAGGAUGCCUAGGCUACCGAAAGAAGGCCAAGGAGCAUACACGACGCAUCAAUUGGUCUGCCGCAUGGCUCUAACUUCUUACGAUCAGAUCCCUGAAAACCUCUCCGAGUACUGUUACGUGGAGUUCACGAUGCCAGCGACUCAAGUGUCUCAUACGACCGCGAGGAGCGUCAGUCUUCAGAACAGCGACAGCGACGCACCGCCGGAGAAAUACGUCAGGAACCUGUCGCGACACGAGUAUAGAGUUGGAAUCGAGCACACGCAGGGUGAAGGACCGGGUGCGUAUUUAUCGGCGACGAAGAAGAUCCCUGAAUCGACGCCAGAGGUCCCCGCGGAAGUCACUGAUGCACCUGCGGAGUCCGACUCGGAUUCCUCCGAGUAAUCAGCAGCCGGAGCUGCUAUGUAAGGUAAAACAGGUUCGACGCAUACAAAAUUCAAGAUGCAUUCAUUCGAGCGGUUAACAGUUACUUACUAAUAAUAGUUGUUAAAAGGAGAAACGUAAAAGCUCCUGUUCUAUCGAGGGUCUACUACAGAGGGAGAACGAUGCCUGUGACUCGACAGGGGGCGUGGCGUUUCGCGAAUCGUCGUUUGAAAAAGAAAGAAACGCAACAUAUGUACCUUGAUGUAAAAUAAUCGUGUAAUCCGCCUGUAAGCGAAGGUGAUUUCCCCGUAGCUUCGAACGCACAUCAAUAUUAACGGUUAACGAUAUCAUUCGCGUUGCUUCGUUCGUUUCAGAUCGACUCGACUCGCGAGACGCCCUUAGUAGUGUUGGGCAGAACGUGAUCCAUGAUUAUACCUACUAAUUAAUCAUGAUUAACAAACGACCGAAAAGAUUAUAAAUUGCUAAUGAUCGUAGCUUACAAAUAUAGUUUGCGAUUACCGAUUAAUCCGACAAUUUCGAUAGCUACAAAAGUGAUCGUUACAAAAAUAAUCGCAAAGGAAUCACUGUCCAGCUCUGGCCUCCACCCGCGCGUUCGCGUCAAGCCAAGCCCUUACUUUUGGAACCAGCGUUUGAGAGGAAGAUGCGCAUAGGUAGAGACAUCACGAUCGUCAUCCGGGUGUUCCAGAAGUUCCGAGCGUGGCUUAACGUAUAGGAAUUAACGAGAUAUACGUAUGAAACAAGUAAUUUGUAAGGGAGGACAAUACUGAUUUUACGUUCAGUUUAGCUUGCUAAGUAGUAAUACGCGCUCGCGACGAAAGGCUUUGCAGGCUACGCAUUUCGAAGAUGGAUAUCGACUUGGACGAAUAAUUCGUUAAAACAUCAGGUAAAUGAAAUGCUUUCUUUACACCUUUCUUGAUUUCUUUGUUAUGCUAUACUUUAAUCAGAUUUUAUCGCAAUAUUCGGUAUUUUCGAAAAUACGGUAGUGGUCGGUUAAAUGAGACACUUUCAACACGUAAAAAGAAAGUCCCAACACGACUGCAUUUAAGCUAUUUUCAAUUACACGUUCUUCGUACGAACCCUGUCCAAUUGAAAAGCACCGCUUCUGUUUUCUUUCAUCUAGUCGGCCACCAAUGUACUUCGUCUUUCAGUUUCUUUCUAAAUGGACGAACAUAUCGCAACGACACGAUAAUCAGAGGACAAUAUUUGUAGUUGAGAAACUCGUCAAUAAUCCUAAGUAUCGAUGCGCGCAUAUCUUAUUGGUUGAGCUUGCAGAUGUUCUAUAUCAAAUGUUAUCCAGUCGUUCUUAGAGGUAGUUUAUUGAGAUUAAUCGUCGGUUAUUAGGCACGUAAAAAAAAGUAAUAACAAGAAGAAAAAAAUAAUAAUAACAAUAACAAUAAUAAUAAUAGUAAUAAUAAUAAUAAUAAUAAUAAUAAUAAUAAAAGAAAGGUAUCGACAAUUGCGCGUGGGACAAAGAGUAUGUAUAUCGAUGUGUGUAUGAUAUUGGUGGAAGCGUGAGAGAUUGUCAUCUAAUCUUUAACUAUAUUUCGUGUUUCUACGCGUAUUAUUAGAUGCGAGAAGAGGUUUGACAUUAUUCAAAUCGAUGUAUCCAAGUUGUAGGCCGUAAGUUUCCGUUUCGAGUUUUCUUUGUCGAGAAUAGUCUAACGCCAAGCAUGUCCACGGACUCCUCUCAUUACCUACGGUCACAGAAAUAUCAGAGAUAGAGCAGAGGAGACAUAGGUCUAUAGUAGAAAUGUUUCACUGUUAGAAAGAGAUAAAAACCACGGCACCCUAUCCAUCUCUGUGUUUUUAUUAAUGUGAAUGUAAAAUAUCGUUUAUGUAAUUAUUAAAAGUAUAAACGAUAACUAUUUAUGAUUAACAUAUAAAUGAUAUAACAAUACGCUGGUAAACAGAGGCAGGUGAGGUACCGCGGUUUUCUUUCUCUUUUCAGCUGCGAUAGCUAUUUUAUCCAUAAUAUUUAUGUAUACGGCAAUAUGGCUACGAUACGUGGAGGGAGAAGAACCUCCCCCCGCCUGGGGGGAGGAACUCACCACGCGCCGUAGUCGAGUAGGAGGGAGACGUCAGUAUAGAGCGGACCGUUAAACAGAGUGUGUCGUCUGUCCCAUCAUGGAGCGCGCUAAGUAAAUAUCUACCGGGUGUCCCAAAAAUGUUGUAACACCUUGAAAGGGGUGGUUCGUGAGAGUCGAAAAAGGCGUCUAGUACGUAGUAGGCGAGCUGGCUCCGUGGACAUGUCUAAUUUAUGCGAAGUCAAAUCCAUCGAUUUAUCGACGCUGGUCAAUCCAACAUGACAGCGAUGCGACUAGAACUUGUAUUAAGUAAGACGCGACGCUACGUCCAGCUACGUCGUUCCAUUAGUUUCAUAAGGAGAACGAAGACCUAGACACCGUAAGUUUCCUUUGAGAUUUUUCAAUUUUUCGUUGAACGUUUCUCAUCCUGCAAUCAGCGGUAAUAAGAGUCUAUUCUAGUCCUUAGCGUGUAAGAUGAAAGUACCGAACCGUCAGGUGCCAGUUCACCGGGUCGUACGUUUCGAUAUGUUUAAGUUAGGUUAACUACUAAUAAUCGUGGUCGAGUCGCGACGUUUAGAAAUGUCGACCGGUAUGCCAAAAACUAGUAGAUAUUUAUUAGAUUGUCACUCUGAUCCGUGUCGGUGCGAAUCCUUAUGUUUCGUCGAACGAUGCAUCGAAUCGUGGACAGAUAAUACCCUUCCGUUUGUGACAAGCCAGGACCAUGUCUAGGUAGUUUAGUCCCUAAAGUGACAAUUGAAUAUAUCGUCCUACGUUUAUUAGAUUUUUAUCCCAUAUCCGGAAAUUAAGUACAUAGUUUAUGCUUUCCAUUGGAACAUAAAGAAUAAUUGAACAAAGUUUCGAUUAGAUUAGAAAAAAAAUAGCAGGAGUUAUAGGGAAAUCAUAAAUACACAUUUCGGAUUUCAUUUCAUUUCGCAUUGUUAUCGAAACAAAAUUUUAAUCGAAAUUGUUUUCGCGGUGAUAUUUGUCAUGGUGAUCGUAGUUACUCAAAAACGAAUGGGCAGAAAAGUAUAGAAAACGAAACUUAAAUCUUGAUCCGUUAAUAUAAAUUAUGAAAAUAAGAAUGUCAUAUUAAGCAGCUUCGUAUAACUAUUCAUUAUCGAGGAAUAUUAUUUAAAAGGUGAUAGGUAAACCGUUACGAUAGGUAACUUAAUUUUUGUCAACAAGAUUGCGUCUGGAGACGCGUGUCCUUACGACCUGUAGCUGUUCUUUGAAAACAACACAACGCAAAGCUUUUCGUUCGGUAGCGCGACGGUUCUGUUUACGUUCGAUACAUUAAACGGAUCUGGAGGGAAAUCUCUGGAUAAGAAAUUACCAGCUCGUGAUCUCAACUACGCGUAAUAUCGCACCGUCGUGCGAGAUAUCCCGGAACGACGUUUGUGUAUCUAAAGGGAGAGAAAUCCGAUUAAACACACACGAUGCAUAUAUAGGUAUAUCUUAGGGAUGAUAUUCGAAUUUAUAGGUUAUGUGUGAUACCGACAUGCCUAGCGAUAACAUUUCUCCAACGAGUGUGUAACUGUAAACGAACAAAUGCACCGGACAGAGGAAGAAUAGCGGGUAGUGGAAAAUAUUUCGUCUGCGCCAGGAGGUCGUAAUUCGAGUUCGAUUCAUAACUAUACAAGUCCGUUUUACCUUUUCAAAAUUAAUAAAGGCAAUUGUGAGAUAAUUUUGACAGAAAUAGGUCGUACAAUUGCAUGAGUCCCUUGAUGAUCGAGAUAUUGCUUCGCUUCAUUUCGAAACAAUAAUUGUCCAUAGCAUAAAUGUCAUGAGGUUACUCUUGUCGUUAAUGCCAAGUUAAAGAAGUCGACCUCCAACGUCUCGAGGCAUUAGAACGUUCAAGUUUAAAUCAAUCUUUCUGAAAGUUACUUCCGAAAAUAACGUUACCGAUGUUAAAUUGCGCGUCGAUAUGGUAGAUCUUGCUUUGAUCAUUACGACCUCCACUCCUAGAAAACGUCAACCUCAUUUUCCUCCGAAUUUAUUCGUUUACCUGCGUAUAGAUAUUAAACUGCGUAGAAAUAUAGAUAUAACCCUGUUGUCUCGAGCCCCUGUAACGAUUAAGUGUCAAGGAGAAAUUAGUAGUGUCGUUGUUGUUCUUACCAUUAUUGCUGAACGAGAAAAAAACGAACACGUGUUCUGUACAGGCGAUGAAAGUACGCGAAGAUACGAAUACGAGUUAAAUACGUUUACGAGUCGUGCUAAGAUCAACAAUUGUAGAGGUUAGAGAGAACGUCCGUUAUUGCACGAAUCGAGCAAUGAAGGGACGAAAACCCCUUUGAAUGUGCGUUACCGUCUUUCCUUGCGCCAUGACAGAUCGAGUGAUAUUUCGUCCGUCAAGCUUUUUAUCGAUCAAAGGUAAAUUUUGUACACAAUGCUAAGAACCCAGAUUUUUUCGUAAAGUUUCCUUUGAAAGGAAGAGUGUUCCCUAGUCAUAUGUUUAACGUUGUACUUAUAUUAUUUAUUUCGAGCGUUAGCUGGCCAAAGGGUACAGUCGAAUAAGGUAGUUGAAAGUGCUCAUAAACCAAAUUCAACCUUUAUUGGAUGAAUUUGAAUUAGGUGCACUUUGACUUCAUUCGCCAAUACUCUGUAUCGUACUGUAGUGACGUUACCACCCGCGAUAAUGACCUGUUUUAUCAACGAACAAAGUGAAGAGAGAAAUUCGACGAGACACCGUUAGGGCUUAGCUAAAACUGUAUAGGCAGGCUGAUUUAGUUUCCCCGUUGUUGUUUAGGUAUGCUAUUUAGUGAAAAAUAUUCGGUUAACGUUUAGUAGCAGACGAAUCUUGAUCUGGAGAAGUAUGUGAAUUGCUAAGAGUAGAAGCAUAUAUUUUCAUUUGAAUCGUAACGAAUUAUUUAACCCAUUUAUGAUGUCAUCGAGCCGUGAAGUACAGCGAGAAGAGGACAACCGUGGAUAUUGAGACUCGAAUAUCGAGAUAUAGGUACCUCUGAUCUUCGAUCUGUAAUUUAUAAAUAUAUAAAUAUAUACAUAUAUAAAUAUAUAAAUAUACAUAAUGACAUGUAUGUAACGUCGUAUGGUGUAAUUAUACGUGUAUGUAUGAUCCGUAAUUGUAAUCUAAUAAUAAUCGGCGAGGUGUAUACAAAGUGACAAAACGAGAGAGGAGUAACAUGAUUUUAAGGGGUAGGUGAGGCGAUUACUGAUUCCCUGAUAUAUAUGUAUAUUAUAAUUUCUCAAAAUGGAGAGAAUGGAGAAAAUGACAACAUUGGAGGAAAUUGACGGAAACAAGUGUAACACUGUUUAGCUAAUGGUAUUAUUGAUAAAUUCUAUGUAUCAAUAAAUAAUAUAAAAUUGUUUAAGGGU
Hylaeus volcanicus is the source of this 8996-nucleotide messenger RNA. RefSeq names its product protein stoned-B. Gene Ontology annotation, cellular component: synaptic vesicle; AP-2 adaptor complex. Gene Ontology annotation, molecular function: clathrin-cargo adaptor activity. Bases 1 to 3639 code for a protein of 1212 amino acids. The transcript is spliced from 12 exons. NCBI's taxonomy places the organism in Eukaryota, Metazoa, Arthropoda, Insecta, Hymenoptera, Colletidae. The record is from RefSeq and is a predicted model, not a curated record. Gene Ontology annotation, biological process: synaptic vesicle endocytosis; clathrin-dependent endocytosis; regulation of endocytosis.